Messenger RNA from Thermothielavioides terrestris NRRL 8126, 2176 nucleotides. RefSeq lists its product as uncharacterized. The transcript is spliced from 5 exons. NCBI's taxonomy places the organism in Eukaryota, Fungi, Ascomycota, Sordariomycetes, Sordariales, Chaetomiaceae. Gene Ontology annotation, molecular function: poly-pyrimidine tract binding; pre-mRNA 3'-splice site binding. Gene Ontology annotation, cellular component: commitment complex; U2AF complex; nucleus. The record is from RefSeq and is a predicted model, not a curated record. Gene Ontology annotation, biological process: mRNA processing. Bases 181 to 1872 code for a protein of 563 amino acids.
CGCGUGGCAAGCAAGCCGCAACCUGCACCAACCCAAAAAAGUUCCAGCCUCGCGGUUCCUUGCGCAGCAGUAUCAGAUUCACGCCUCGCAACUUGGCUUGGGUGUGCUUGCCUUCCCUUCCAUACCUAUCUGCGCUUCACCCAUCGCAUCAAAACUUGGUCACCGGGAGCCGCUGCGACGAUGAACGGAGACAAUUACUCGGCCAGAGACAGCGGCCGACACGGCUCGUCUCGCGACUACCCCGCCUCCCGGAGAGACCGCGACGACAGGCGCGAGCGAGGAGACACGCGAGACCGAGGCAGCGGGCGGAGGAGGUCGCGCUCGCCCGACUACCGCAGCAGCGGUCGGUCCCGUCGCGAGGAUGGAGAUGUCGACGCUUACUCGUCCAGUCGAAGCCAUCGCGACCGUGAGCGCGAGGAUCGCUACGCGGCGCGGGACCGCCGGGGAGACGACCGGGGUGAGAGAGAUUGGGAACGCGACCGUGGCGCCAGGAGCAGGCGAGACGACGACGACCGGCGCGACCGUCGUCGAGAGCGGGACCUGUUCGACGAUCGCCGUGGGAGCAGGCGUGACCGGGACCUAGAGAGGGAACGCGAGCGCCGCCGUAGCCUGUCGCCUCCCCCCAGGAAGCGCGAACCGACCCCUGACCUCACCGACGUCGUCCCUAUCCUGGAGCGGAAGCGGCGUCUGACACAAUGGGAUAUCAAGCCGCCCGGAUACGACAACGUGACGGCCGAGCAGGCGAAGCUUUCCGGCAUGUUCCCGCUGCCCGGGGCGCCGCGACAGCAAGCCAUGGACCCCACCAAGCUCCAGGCGUUCAUGAACCAGCCUGGAGGCUCCGUUAACAGCGCCGCCCUCCGCCCGACUAAUUCUCGUCAGAGCAAGCGCCUUGUCGUCGAAAAUCUGCCGGCUUCAGCCACCGAGGAAAGCAUGGUCAAUUUCAUCAACCUCCAACUCAACGGCUUAAAUGUCAUCGAGAACACAGACCCAUGCCUGCAAUGCCUCAUUGCGCCCGACCGCUCCUUUGCCAUGCUCGAGUUCAGGAACAGCCCGGAUGCGACGGUGGCGUUGGCGUUCGACGGAAUCUCGAUGGAGGCCGAUGAUGCACACGCGGCUAAUGGCAACGGUGCCGCCCCGGCCGGUCUGCGCAUCCGUCGGCCGAAGGACUACAUCGUGCCCGCGGUGGUCGAGGACCCCAACUACGACCCCGAUUCGGACGUUCCGUCGAGCGUGGUGAUCGACAGCCCCAACAAGAUCAGCGUGACGAACCUCCCGCUCUACCUGACCGACGACCAAGUCAUGGAGCUGCUCGUCAGUUUCGGCAAGCUCAAGUCCUUUGUGCUGGUCAAGGACAACGGCACGCAAGAGUCACGGGGCAUCGCAUUCCUGGAAUAUGUCGACCCCUCCGUCACCAACGUUGCCAUCCAGGGGCUCAACAACAUGAUGCUCGGCGAACGCGCGCUGAAGGUCCAGAAGGCCAGCAUCGGCAUCACCCAGGUGGCCGGCGAGAUGGGCGUCAAUGCCAUGUCCAUGCUCGCGGGCACGACAUCCACCGACUCGGACGUGAGCAGGGUGCUGCAGCUCCUUAACAUGGUGACGGCCGACGAGCUGAUGGACAACGACGAUUACGAAGAAAUCCGCGACGACGUCCAGGAUGAGUGCGAGAAGUUCGGCACGGUCUUGUCCCUCAAGAUCCCGAGACCAACCGGCGGCGGCAGGCAAUCGGCUGGCGUGGGCAAGAUCUUCAUCAAGUUCGAGACUCCAGAGGUGGCGACCAAGGCGCUACGGGGCCUGGCGGGCCGGAAGUUUGCUGAUCGCACCGUCGUCGCUACCUACUUCCCCGAGGAAAACUUCGAAGUGAAUGCUUGGUGAUGGAAGGGGCUGAGUGGAGGGAUGCUGGGACAGAGCGGGACGAGGUCUCAAGCAAGGACGUGUGCGCUCGUCUCGGGAUAGAGCCGGACACAAGUAACGGGAUGUCCCGGGGCUCUCUGCGCUUCUUUGGGGUGUUCAUCUUUGCGAAGGGCGAACUCUUGGUAUCAUGUCAGGUGUACGAUUACAGGCGAGGAGGAACCGGAACGGGGUGCACUGCGAAAAGUAUCUUGCUUGGUGGGCCAGCAUUUGCAACACUGGGCUGCCAGGAGCUAAAGAAUACGGCUGAUGCUAUCCAUCGAAAAUU